This is a messenger RNA of Polistes canadensis, 873 nucleotides long. RefSeq names its product cytochrome c oxidase subunit 5B, mitochondrial-like. The coding region runs from base 193 to 555 and encodes 120 amino acids. Gene Ontology annotation, biological process: mitochondrial electron transport, cytochrome c to oxygen. Gene Ontology annotation, cellular component: mitochondrial envelope. The record is from RefSeq and is a predicted model, not a curated record. The transcript is spliced from 3 exons. NCBI's taxonomy places the organism in Eukaryota, Metazoa, Arthropoda, Insecta, Hymenoptera, Vespidae.
ACGGUUAGUUUACAACGGAUCAAGCAUAGUACGAUUUUCCUACCACUGUCAAUGGCGCCAAUAUCGGUGGUCGACCUAUGGUGUAUAAGGUUGCCAAUCUUUUUUUAUUUCAUAGUUGGACCAGGUCGUUCAUUUUCGGUCCAAGGCGUUAAAGAGGAAAGUAUACGGUAGGAUUUAACAAAAGUUUGCAAAAUGGCAUGUUCUUAUGGGCGUGCGAUUCUACUUACAUGUCGACGUUCGAUAUCUUACAGUGCACCAAGAUAUAUCAAACGAGAGUGUGCUGAUCCAUUGGAACAUGCAACGGGAAUAGAAAAACGAGAAAAACUUGCUAUAGCCGCUGGCGAUGAAGAUCCUUUUAACUUGAACGUUACAAAACGUGGACCUGGCACAAAAGAAUGUCCAAAUCUGGUACCAAGUGCAUUUGAUAGUCGUAUGGUUGGAUGUAUCUGUGAAGAAGAUCAUUCGCAUAUAAACUGGAUGUGGUUACAUGAAGGAACUCCACGACGUUGUGAAUGUGGAUAUUGGUUUAAGCUCGUUGAAAAAGCUCCUGUUUAAUAACACAUGAGAAUAAACUAGUGAACUGUUUAAAAUAUAUAGAAUUAAUAUUAUAUUAGAUAAGUAGAAAAAUAACAAUUAUUUAUUGCCUAUCCAUAUUUAAUUUUUCCUAUUUUCGCCAUGCAAACUUUUGUUAAUAACAAUGUUGUAUGAUAUGAGUAGUAGAUUGCAUAUUAUUGUACUCAUAUAUCAUCUAUGGAUACGUAUAUCAACUAUGUGUGAUCACUUCACCUAAAAUUUUACUAAAUAUGAAAUAUAUAAUAUAUACAUUCAUAAGUGAAGAUGUUAAUAAAAAUUUAAUAAAAAUUAUAGAAAAUA